Chenopodium quinoa (quinoa) is the source of this 3030-nucleotide messenger RNA. RefSeq names its product zinc finger MYM-type protein 1-like. The transcript is spliced from 4 exons. Bases 1 to 3030 code for a protein of 1009 amino acids. The record is from RefSeq and is a predicted model, not a curated record. Gene Ontology annotation, molecular function: protein dimerization activity. NCBI's taxonomy places the organism in Eukaryota, Viridiplantae, Streptophyta, Magnoliopsida, Caryophyllales, Amaranthaceae.
AUGGAGUUUUAUAGGGUAAAGAAGAAGGAUCUUCAUAUGGUCUUUAUUGAUUUAGAGAAGGCAUAUGAUAAGGUGCCAAGAGAGGUACUUUGGUGGGCAAUGUUGAAGAAAGGUAUCCCACGAAGGUACGUGGACCUGGUUAAGGAUAUGUAUCGGGAUGUGACAACAAAUAUGAGGACGUAUGGAGGGUUGACAAAAUAUUUCCCUAUUACAAUCGGAUUGCAUCAAGGGUCUGCAUUAAGCCCUUUUCUUUUUGCAACGGUUCUAGAUGAAGUAACUAGACCAAUUCAAGAUGAGGUUCUAUGGUGUAUGUUGUUCGCAGAUGAUAUCGUUUUGGUGGAUGAAACUAAGGAUGGGGUUAAUGUUAAGUUGGAGCAAUGGAGACAAAGGUUGGAAUCUAGAGGGUUUAAGCUAAGUCGGAGUAAGACUGAAUAUUUGAAAAAUGGUGACAUUGAUCAAGACGUGGCUCACAGGAUUAAGUCGGGGUGGCUUAAAUGGAGAGCGGCCACGGGAGUGUUAUGUGACCGAAGAAUUCCCUUACAGUUGAAGGGAAAAUUCUAUAGGACUUCCAUAAGACCAGUAAUGAAGAGAAAACAUACUCCAAAUGAAAUGCAAAACAUUACUAGCUUCUUUGCUAAAAAAAAUCCUACUCCAACUUCUCUUCCACAUCCAACACAAAAUGAACAAACUAUAACUCCACCUCAACAAAGUGAGCAACUUUCAUCUCCAUCUCAUUAUUCAACUCAAAAUUCCCCUCAAAAUGAACAAGGCCAAUGUUCUCCUAAUGCCCCAAUCUUUGGAGAAAGAUUAAGUGAACAUGAAUUUGCUAAUCUUCCACAAGAUCCAGGAAAGAGGAGAAAAAUGAGUCAAUUUCAUAAAGAUGAUAGAGAUUUAGUGAGAAGAAUUUACAUUCAAAGAAAGCCUUGUCAGCCCAAAGACUUUACAUUUCCUCAAACUUCUAUUUUUGGCAAAAAUCGUCGCUUUUGUGCUAAGUGGUUUGAUACUUGGACUUGGCUUGAGUAUAGUGUGGAAAAGGAUGCUGCCUAUUGUUUCCCUUGUUAUCUAUUCAAGGAUGAAAAUGCCUUUGGAGGUGAUGCUUUUGUUAGUGAUGGUUUCAAAUCAUGGAAUCGAUCGGAUUUAAUAAGAAAACAUGUCGGUAAACACUUGAGUGCACAUAAUAAUGUUGUUUUAGCUAUGGAUUUGUUCAAGAAACAAAAUUCAAGCAUCACACAAGCCUUAACAAAACAAACCGCUGAGAGUACAAAUGCAUAUAGGACGCGACUUGAAGCUUCAAUUGAAUCUAUCCAAUGGCUUUUACUCCAAGGGUUGCCUUUCCGUGGUCAUGAUGAAAAAGAAAGUUCCUUAAGAAGAGGUAACUUUCUUUCACUUUUAUCCCUUAUUUCCAAAGGUAAUCCUGAAUAUUCUAAAGUUGUUUUCAAAAAUGCUCCUAGUAAUUGUCAACUUACUUCUCCUAAAGUCCAAAAAGAUAUCAUAAAUGCAUGUGCAAAAGAGACCACUAAAGCAAUGCUUGAAGAUAUUGAUGGUGGUUUAUUUUCUAUCCUUGCUGAUGAGUCCGCUGAUGUUUCUGACAAGGAACAAUUGGCUCUUUGUUUGAGAUAUGUUAAUAGAAAGGGAGAAGUGUGUGAGCGUUUACUUGGUAUUGUGCAUGUUGUAAACACUGCUUCUUUGACUCUCAAAACUGCUAUUGAAUCCUUAUUAAUGGAGCAUUCUUUGUCUUUCUCUCAAGUACGGGGUCAGGGUUAUGAUGGGGCAAGUAAUAUGCAAGGUUCUAUUAAUGGCCUUAGGACUCUUAUAGAGAAUGAGUGUAAAGAAGCUUAUUUUGUCCACUGCUUUGCUCACCAACUUCAAUUAACUCAAGUUGCACUUGCUAAAAAGAAUUCAGAUUGUGCUUGGUUAUUUGUUGAUGUACUUGCACCUCUCUUGAAUUUUGUGGGGGGUUCACCAAAAAGGAAAGAGUUUCUUCGUGAAAAUCAAGCUCAAAGAGUGGUGGAUGCAUUGUCUCUAGGUGAACUUGAAACGGGUUCAGGUUUAAAUCAAGAACGUGGAUUAGGUAGACCUUGUGAUACUCGUUGGGGAUCUCACUUCAAGACAAUCUUGAAUGUACUUGAUUUAUUCCCUGUAAUCCUUGGUUCUCUUGAGGAUAUUGCAAAAGUAUCUGAUACAAUAGAUUCUAAUAGAGCUCAAACACUUACAAAUCUUCUGAUGUCCUUUGAUUUUGUGUUCGUGGCACACUUGAUGGUUAGUAUAUUUGCGAUAACAAAUGCUUUGAAUGUGGCCUUACAAAAGCACGAUCAAGACAUUGUGAAUGCAAUGGCCAUGGUUAAUGUAACCAAGACUAAUUUGCAAAAAAUGAGAGAUGAAGGAUGGGAUUCUCAUAUGGAAAAGGUAAUUUCUUUUAUUGGUGACUAUGACAUUGCAGUUCCAGAUAUGGAGGCUAAAUAUGUUGUUCCCGGGAGGAGGUUGUUUAGAGGUAAAUGCCCACAAGUGUCCAAUCUACAUCAUUUUCGAGUUGAAGUUUUUUUUGGUGUCAUUGAUCUUCAAUUGCAAGAACUUGAAAAUCGAUUUCCCGAAAUAACUAAAGAACUACUUGUGUGUAUGUCUUGUUUGAGUCCUGUGGAUCGUUUUUCUAAGUUUGAUAAGGAAAAAUUGAUUAAGCUUGCAAAAUUCUAUCCUAAUGAAUUUCCAAGUUCAGAAUUGAUAGUCUUUGGUCAUACACUUGAUAGUUACAUUUGUUCUGUUAGAGGAGAUGAAAGGUUUUGGAAUUUGAAGGGUCUUAGUGAUCUUUCAAUCAAAUUGGUUGAAACGGGAUUGUCUGAAACUCAUGAUAGGGUCUAUUUACUUUUGAAAUUGGUGUUGCUUCUUCCUGUCGCAACGGCAAGUGUGGAAAGAGUAUUUUCUGGCAUGAAGCAAGUGAAAGACAAACUACGAAAUAGCAUGGGAGAUCAAAUGAGGAUUUCAAUGAUCAAAUCAUUGGGUAAGGACCUUCGAUUAUCUCUCAUUGAUGUAUAA